Messenger RNA from Quercus robur (English oak), 6679 nucleotides. Its product is annotated as disease resistance protein RGA2-like. NCBI's taxonomy places the organism in Eukaryota, Viridiplantae, Streptophyta, Magnoliopsida, Fagales, Fagaceae. Gene Ontology annotation, molecular function: ADP binding. The coding region runs from base 84 to 3737 and encodes 1217 amino acids. The transcript is spliced from 13 exons. The record is from RefSeq and is a predicted model, not a curated record. Gene Ontology annotation, biological process: defense response to other organism.
UGCUAUUCUUUAUCGUCACAAUUCUUCUAUACUUCCCAAAUACUUCCAGCAUAUUUGUGACUUACCUGAGUACCAAAGAAAACAUGGCUGCUGAGGCUAUCGUUAUUGAUGUUGUUGAGGGAAUACUAAAUCAACUGAUUCCACUGGUUACCGAGCAGAUUGGCCUUGCUUGGGGCUUCAAGGAUGACCUGACACGGCUUCGUGACUCAGUACAGAUGAUUCAAGCUGUGCUGGCUGAUGCAGAGAAAAGGCAAGUGGGAGAUGAGCGCGUGGGGCUUUGGCUGCAGAGGCUUAAAGAUGUUGCUUAUGAUGCUGAUGACGUGCUAGGCGAGCUUGCUUACGAGGAUCAUCGGCAAAAGGUUGAGAGCCAAAACCAAAUGAAGUGCAUGGUAUGGUUCUUUUCAAUUUUAAAUAGCAUUGCAUUCCAUUUCAAGAUGGCCAAAAAAGUUAAGACUAUUGUUGAUUCACUAAAAAGGAUUAAUGAUGAAGCAAAUGGAUUUGAACUUAUUAGAGCCGAAUCAAUAAAAGCUAAUCUUGAUACUACGCUAAACCGAGAGACACACAGGUUUAUUGAUAAUUCAGAAGUUGUAGGAAGGGAAGAUCGUGUUUCAGAAAUAGUGAAGUUGGUGACAAAUACAACUAGUCAAAAUCUCACAGUAAUUCCCAUACUCUCAGUAAUUCCCAUAGUAGGAAUGGCGGGUUUGGGGAAAACAACUUUAGCAAAACUGGUCUACAAUCAUGAGCUAGUAAAGAGUCAUUUCAAUAAGAAAAUAUGGGUAUGUGUCUCCGAUGAUUCUGAUGAAAAAAAGAUUUUAAGAGGCAUUCUAGAAUCACUUACACUUAACUCAAGUCAACUAGAAACAAACAAUGCAAUACUUGAGAAAAUUCAAAAAGAGUUGGGGGGAGAAAGAUUUCUUUUAGUACUUGAUGAUGUAUGGAAUGAAGAGUCAAUUAAAUGGGAUUCUUUAAGAAGUGGUUUGUUGGGAAUUAAUUCAAAUAUUGGAAACAUCAUUAUUGUAACAACCCGUAUUGACACUGUGGCAACAAUCAUGGGGACACUUUCUCCAUGUCACUUGGAAAAACUUUCAGACGAUGAAUGUUGGUCCAUAAUCAAGAAAAAAGUAUCUCUUAAUGAAAGUGUUCCACUAACUCUAGAUUUGGAGGAAAUUGGAAGGGAUAUUGCCAAAAAAUGUGGAGGGGUACCAAUAGCUGCAAAAGUCUUAGGAGGAAUGAUGUGUAAUAAAAAAGAGAAAAAUGAAUGGUUGGCAAUUCAAAAUAGUGGAAUUUGGAAUUCCGUAGAGGGCCAAAUGCUAUCAAUAUUAAAAUUGAGCUUCUAUCAUCUUCCAUCACCAUCUAUUAAACAAUGCUUUGCAUAUUGUUCAAUUUUUCCUAAAGAUUAUGAGAUUGAAAAGGAAAAAUUAAUUCAGCUUUGGAUGGCUGAAGGGUUCCUUCAACCAUCUCAAGGAAGUACUUUGGUGAUGGAGGAUAUUGGUAACAUGCAUUUUGAUAUUUUGUUAGCAAAUUCCUUAUUCCAGGAUGUGGAAAAGGAUGUAUAUGAUAAUAUUACAAGUUGUAAGAUGCAUGAUUUGGUACAUGAUCUUGCCCUCUCAAUUUCAAAAUUUGAAACUUUGAUUUUGGAGAAGGAUUCAUGGGAUGAUAUCAAUCAUGUACAAAAUGACAUCAAUCAUGUACAAAAUGACAUCAAUCAUGUACGGCGUUUAUUAAUCCAAUAUGAUGGGGAAAUAGUACCAAAAUUUCCACUUUCAAAUGACCACGUUUGGAGAAUGCGCACACUUGUUUCAGAAAAAGCUAUGCCUGGAAACGUAUUAUCAAAUUUUAAAAGCUUGCGUGUUCUAAAAUUAUCUGGGUAUCAGAUAACAGAGUUAUCAGACUCAAUUGGUUGCUUGGUACACUUGAGGCUUCUCCACAUCUUUCAGACGGACAUCAAAGCAUUACCAAACUCCAUCACCAAGCUCUACAAUUUGCAAACUUUAAGAAUUGAAUAUUGCUAUUAUCUCAAAGAGCUUCCAACAGAUUUAAAAGAAUUGGAUAACUUGAGGCAUAUUUAUGUUAAUUGUUAUGGUAACAUCCGAUCACCAAAAGAUAUGGGGAAUUUGAAAUGUCUACGAACAUUGUCAUUUUUCAUGGUGGGUAAAGGUGCAGGUGAGCAAAUCAAGGAAUUGGGAUGCUUGAAUCAGCUUAGUGGAGAAUUAGACAUCAGAAAUCUAGAGAAUGUGAGAGAUCAAGAAGAAGCUAGAAGUGCAAAAUUAGCAAUAAGGGCGAAAAUAAACCGGUUAAGAUUUUACUGGAGUAAAAGAUCAGAUAGUGAAGUCAACCACCAUAAUGAAGAAGAAGUGUUGGAAGGCCUCCAUCCUCAUCAAAAUUUGAAAUCCUUAACAAUUGAUGGCUUUGGUGGAAAGAAACUCCCAUCAUGGAUGUCGCUUUUUGACAAUUUGAUCCAGAUAUAUUUAUGUAACUGCAACAAAUGUGAACAAGUUCCCACCCUCGGGCAUCUACCCUGCCUUAAGGCUCUUGCAAUAUGGGGAAUGAAUGACGUGACAUGUAUUGGAGUUGAGUUUUAUGGCAUGUGCAGUAAUGUAUUGUUCCCGGCAUUAAGAACACUCACAAUUGGUAGCAUGCGGAGACUAGUGGAGUGGAAGGAUGCACUAGAGGAGGUGACAUCAGCACGUGUAGUGUUUCCUUGCCUUGAGGAGUUGACCAUUGUAGACUGUUCUGAACUGAGGAGUGCCCCAUGUAAUUUUCCGUUUCUACAGAAAUUAAAGAUUUCUGAAGUCUACGACAACGACUACAACACGGUUUUGGAAAGGAUUAGCAGCAAUCUUACUACACUCAAGUCCACCGAUAUUUCUGAAGUGAUUGGACAUAUUUUUGUGCCAGAGCAACUUUUCUGUAUCUCUCUCCAAUCACUCACGAUAAGAGAUUGUGAGGAACUUUUCAGUCCCUCGCAACCCCUCAUUUCCCUCGAGGAGUUGACAAUACGAAGUUGUCGUACGCUGAAGUGUUUUCCACGUAUACAAGGUCUACGCCGCUUGACUAUAGUAGAGUGUGGUGUUGAAGAUCUAACUACUCAGCUACAAUUAUGUACGUCUCUCUCACAAUUGCAUAUAGAAGAUUGUCCUGAUCUGAAAUCACUUCCAGAAUUACAAGAAUUCCAUUCUCUUGCCCAAUUAGAGAUCUACGAGUGUGAUAAUCUCAAAUCAAUUCCAAAUCUAGGAGAGUUGUGCUGUCUUACAAGAUUACAAAUUGAAGGUUGCCGCAACAUCACGCGUCUGCCAGAGGGGUCAUUAAAAUGCUUGAAGAGUUUGGUGAUUGGUUGGUAUUGUGUGGAGCUGGAUGUUUUUCCCAGUCUCAAAUUCAUCCAACACUCUCAUACGACGCUCAAAGAUCUAGAAUUGAAAGGGUGGGCUAAACUCAACUCUCUCCCGGGCGAAAUUCAACAUUUCACUGCUCUUGAAACUCUGCUUAUCAGUGGUUUUGGUGGAAUAGAAACUUUACCUGAGUGGUUGGGCAACCUUUCUUCCCUUAAAACACUCAAAAUUUGGUUCUGCAGUAACCUGAUGUAUUUGCCCACAACCACAACACGCCUCAUCAAAUUAGAAGAACUAGAAAUUUGGGGUUGCACCAAGUUAAAGGAAAGAUGUGCAAAGGGAAGCGGGGAAGAGUGGUUGAAGAUUGCCCACAUUCCAAAGAUAGACAUACGAUCAUCACCAUGGUAAUUUCCCAAUUUCAGCAUCCCCAGUCACAGGAAUAAUGUGGUUAUUCCGUGGUGAUAAUGCAACUGGGGAACGACCUGAAAUGCAUUAAUGUGCAAAAUAAGUUCGGGUCCAACGGAAGCAUCACUUUGUACUAUCAUCAUGCUUCUAAUCUAUCGCUGUUCCAAAGUAGCUCAAUGGUACAGUGGUUGCCGUUAACUGAUUGGUUGUAGGUUUGAAUCCUACAUGGGGAGAUUUGAUUCAUUUGCUUUUGACUGUUAUUGAGAGUGACCUGAGCUAUAGUUUUCAAAUUUUUGGUUGAAAUUUUGAUGAUCUUAAAGCUUUGCUGGACUGGUGGGACAACUUUGCCUUUCCUGAAUAGCUAAUUUCUGGAGCAAAUUAUGUAAGAAGCACAAUCCAUGCCAAUAGAGAUGCUCUCUGUUGUUAGUGAAGUGGAAGGUCUGCCAAAGUGGUUGGAAAUUUAUUAGAAUUUACAAAAAAAGCUGAAUAUUUCGUACUGUUUGCUGCCGGAGUGGUUAAAUGAUGGACAUAGACAAUCCAGGAAUUUUGUAAUGCCAGGGUUUUGAUUUGAUUCCUAUCUUGUUGAAGUUCAUUAAAAUUUUUGCAAGAAGCCAGAACUUCUACCAGCACUGGAUGUGGUGGAAUGCCUCGGUAAUUUAAAGAUGCCAGUUAUUUUUCAAUGUUCCAAUAAAAGGUCACAUUUGAUCCAUAGGCUCUCAAUCUAUUUCAUUCCCUUCAAACUUCAAACAGCUGACAAAGGAUUUGAGCAAAGCGCUGUGAAAUUCUAUCAUUUGACUUGUCUGUAAAUGACCUGUUUAAUGUCCCCAAGAAAGAGGAACAACCUGAGAUUCAAGUCAAAAGAGAGCAUCUUUUCAUUUUGUGUCUGAUAUCAAGUUCCAAAUUUUUGGUAAGCCAUCUUCGUUAUAACCUGUGUGAAAUUUCUGGUUGCUGGCUAAUUGGACUAUUAUUGUGUCUAUCUGCAAAUGUUUACAAGUUUACUCUGCAUGAUAGCUCUACUACCUUUGUCAACCAACAAAAUAUCAAGUGAGUCCAAGUUCUCCAGCUUUUACAUUCCAUCUCCUAUGUACUUAGCAAUGGAUCUUUUCUAAUAAAAUGAAUUCCAGUAUGUCAUACACCCAUUGAAUCUUAUUUUUUUCCUGGCUUAUGGUUGGUUAACCUAGGGACCUUUUUUUCACCAACAUCUGAACUUUACUGCACUCUAUGGUAUAUAUCUGCCCAAAUAAUUUCUUCUUCAUAUCUUUCUAGCUUCAAUUAAUGUCAGUUUUGUUCUUCUCUUCUUGUAAGCUUUUCCUUAAUGAAAGGGCCAAUUGUUUUGGAUGCUCCAAUUCAUGAACGUGUUGGAAGAACAGUUCUUAAUAGUAAGUAGAUAAGGGAAUGGCCACUCUCCCAUAAGAUUUUGAUGACUCCCCUAACCAAUUAGAAGAGGGCAAGAUCCAUGACAUACUCCAACAGUGUGGCAGGAUGGCAUAUUCCUGUUUCAAUUGGGCUGGUACAAUUACAAUGAACUUGCCACUUGAGAAGCUACACAUAUUCACGAGUAUGGUGGCUUCUUAAAAGCUUUUUGAAUUUCUGCAUUUUGAUUCCCAACAGAUCUUCCACCUAUCAAAUCUUAUUCGGUUAUUGUGGCCUCACCUAGAACCCUUUGUUCUAGUGACUUCAACACUUCAAUGCUUGCUAAGCCUUCUGUCCUUGUCAAUCUUGUUGUCUUAACUAAGAGGCCAACCCGUUGGGUGCUCCAAUUCAUACAAGAGUUUGAAGGAUACUAGCCUACAGUGACUGGAUAAGUCUUCUCUUCUCAGCAGUCUUGCUGUCUUAACUAAGAGGAUAUGCGGCUUGGGCGAUCUAGUUCAUUCAAAAGUUCUAAAAGAACUAGCCUACACUGCAUGGUUGUAGCUCCUAUACACUAAAAGCCUCACCGUCGGUGAUAAGUUGAAACAUGGUCCUGAAGUUGUCUGAUUUGCUACAAUCUCAACUAAAUUUAAACUUCACUUGUCGAAAGCUGAUGUCAAUAGCUGAUGCUCACUCCUUAGUGCUGUUCUGCUCUUCAAUUCGUUGGGCUGAUAUCUUGGAAAACAUCAAAAGCUAAUGGCAAUUGCAUCUGAAUUUGAAUUGUGGUGGUCAGUAGAGGAAUCAUUGCUGCAUGUAUAUAAGACUCCAAUCUGGAAAAUAGGUUACCUCAUCUGCUGCAACAAUAGAAUGAGUUCUCUAAGACCUGACUUAGAUACUAAAGCCUUGCAUAUGCAGUAGUACGCACUCAUCGUCUCGGCCCAACAUUUCUCAAGCUGUCAAUGUGGAAACCUAGUCACUAUGUGCAAGAUUAGGAUAAUGGUCAUUCACAAGUUAAUUGAGAGAUGAAUCUGUUGGAAGACAUUUAGCUGGAUAUGUUGAUUCAGACUAUGCUGGAGAAGAUCUGGAUAAUCUUUGUUCUACUCUGAAGCUAGAGGUUGACCUCCGGUGAGUUGGAGGUCGAUACUGCAGUCAACUAUUGUAUUAUUAACCAGUGAAGUGGAAUACAUGGCUAUGAUUGAAGCUAUCAAGGAGGUUAUUUGGCCAUGCGGUUUGACUGAGGACUUUGGGAAUCAUCAGGAGCAUGAUCUUGAAAAUUCAACAUAACUAGGAAAACUAUUUGACUUCGACAACUUUUAUAUAUAUGUUGCUUUAACUAAAGAGAGGGCUGCAGUGCUGUGCAACGAUUAGAGAGUAGAAAAACUUCUCUUUAGGUGAAGCCUUAAACUUUGUAUUUUUUAGAGAUUUUUUAGGGUAUAUUUGGGGUAUGAGUUUUGUGAAAGUGACUUUUUGCCUCUCAUGUAAUCCCCAUAUUUGAUUAGUGAAAUUUUCUCCACACCAUCACUCGAUGAUGUAGGCUAUUGUUGAACCAUGUAAAUCUUUGUUGAUUUUGUAAAUGUUUACUUUUCUUUUAGGUA